Messenger RNA from Effrenium voratum, 1188 nucleotides. The record is from the annotation of a GenBank genome assembly. Lineage: Eukaryota; Dinophyceae; Suessiales; Symbiodiniaceae.
AUGGAAGCCAUGGUCGAGGAGAGUGUGCAGGCAAAGGUCAGCCUGCAGACGGAGCGGGAGCAGCUAAAAGCAGUGGAGGCGAGCUUCAUAACUUUGACCCAGUGCUUAGAGUCGACCUUGAACAGGCUGGAAGCUGCGGUUGCGCAGCCGGCGGUUGCGCGGCAGUUUGACUGGGACUCGCAGCAGAAGGAGGUGGCCUUGCUCCCGGAGACGGUGGACCCCUACCCGAGGCCCAUCAAAGAGUCCUGUGAGCUCAAGCCGACUUUGGUGAACUGCGAAAGCAAAGAUUCGGCCUUGGAUCCGGAGGAGCUGCCCAAGGUCGAGGCGGUAAAGACCGACGCAACCGCUACCUACACGAUGGAGGAGGCGGAGGCCACAAGAUCCAUGCACCUGAUAUCGGGUGUGAAGAGCCCGGAGGGCAUGUUCGCACUCUGUCAGAAUUACCUGGACUAUGUUGCUGGGGCCCUGGUGAUGCUGAACUCCAUAGCUAUGAUGGUGGAGCUGCAGAUGGAAGGCAUGUCCAUUGGUUUUCGGCUGGGCCUGCAUGGCGAAACCAUUCCCUUGGAGGACGUCAGUCGGGUCUUCGAGACGAUCGAUGCGGUCUUCGUGUUUGUCUUCCUCUUUGAGCUGUUGUUGCGGGUGUUCUUGGAAAGAUCGAAGCUUCUCCGCGACUCAGCAUUUUGGUUCGACGCCUUUUUGGUGGUUGCGGGGCUGGCCGACAUGUACUUGAUCAUGCCGCUGGCCUCCAUCGCAGGGGAGCCCAAGAAUGUGGCGAUGCUCCGCCUGGUGCGGGCGCUCAAGGCCCUUCGCGCCAUACGCAUGGUGAGGACCUUGCGCCUCUUUCGAGGCCUCCGAGUGCUGGUGAAGGCGUGCCAGUGCUUCCUGCCGUCCUUGGGCUGGUCCAUGGUCUUGCUGGGCGUCUUCAUGUCUAUGGGCGCGUUGAUUCUUGCGACGCUCUUGCAGGAUUUCCUCCUGAAUCCCGACGCAGAUGAGACUGACCGUGAGUGGAUCUGGAUGAAAUAUGGCACAGCCUAUCGUGCAUCGUGGACUCUGUAUGAGAUCACCUUUGCAGGGAACUGGCCAACGAACGUACGGCCAGUGCUGGAAAAGGUGAGCCAGGUCUAUGUGAUCUUCUUCCUUCUUUACAUUACUGCAUCAGGCGAAGCACCAAAGGACCAAAAAGACUAA